GACGUGGCAGCCGAGGGAUAAUCGGAGCGUUGUGAGCUGGAGAGAGCUGGGCGAGAGCUUGGCUGAACGCGGUCUGACCUUCCGCUCUUCGGACCGGCCCUCGCGCCCGUGAGGACCGGUGCCGCAGCCGAUUAGUAACACAGAGAGUGGGGUCUGUGGAGAAGGGUCGACUAUGGGACUUUGCAAGUGCCCCAAGAGGAAGGUGACCAACCUAUUUUGCUUCGAACACCGGGUCAACGUCUGCGAGCAUUGCCUGGUAGCCAAUCACGCCAAGUGCAUCGUCCAGUCCUACCUGCAGUGGCUCCAAGAUAGCGAUUACAACCCCAAUUGCCGCCUGUGUAACAUACCCCUGGCUGCUCGGGAGACAACCCGCCUCAUCUGUUAUGAUCUCUUCCACUGGGCCUGCCUCAAUGAGCGUGCUGCCCAGCUCCCCCGAAACACAGCACCUGCUGGCUACCAGUGCCCCAGCUGCAGUGGCCCCAUCUUCCCUCCAACCAACCUGGCUGGCCCUGUGGCCUCUGCGCUGAGAGAGAAGCUGGCCACGGUCAACUGGGCCCGGGCAGGACUGGGUCUUCCUCUGAUUGACGAGCUGGUGAGCCCAGAGCCUGAACCCCUCAACACAUCCGAGUUCUCUGACUGGUCCAGCUUUAAUGCCAGCGGUAGCCCCGAACAGGAAGAGACAGCCAGUGCUUCUGCUGCCCCAACCUUCUACAGCCAAGUCCCCCGGCCCCCUGCCUCCCCGAGCCGGCCUGAACAGCACACGGUGAUCCACAUGGGCAAUCCAGAGCCUCUGACUCACGCCUCAGCCCCGAGGAAGGUGUAUGACACACGGGAUGAUGAGCGGGCACCAGGCCUCCACCGGGAUUAUGAUGACGACAAGUACCGGCGCCGGCCAGCCCUGGGGUGGCUGGCCCAGCUGCUCAGGAGCCGGGCUGGGUCCCGGAAGCGGCCGCUGACCCUGCUGCAGCGGGCGGGGCUGCUGCUGCUGCUGGGGCUGCUGGGCUUCCUGGCCCUGCUGGCCCUCAUGUCUCGCCUGGGCCGGGCUGCGGCUGACAGCGACCCCAACCUGGACCCACUCAUGAACCCUCACAUCCGUGUGGGUCCCUCCUGAAUCCUUGCCUAUGGCUGGGCCAGCCUAGGACCUAGGAGCCUGAGGAGGGGCAUAGGGGAGGCCGUCUGGGGGGCCCUUCUCUGUUCCUCUCUCUUAAGCCUGAGACACUAAGAUCCCAGACCCAAAGUCAAGUCCACCAGAGUGGUUGCAGGCUAGGCCUGGGGUCCCUGCAGAUCAAGCAUUUGACCUGCUCCUCCUGGGUCUCCAGCUUCCCCCGCCUCCCCAUUCUUCCUGCCGACCAAAAGGAGCCAAAAGGUGGAAAUAAAUGAUAGAC
Molecule: messenger RNA, 1385 nt
Organism: Budorcas taxicolor (takin)
Lineage: Eukaryota; Metazoa; Chordata; Mammalia; Artiodactyla; Bovidae
Gene: ZFPL1
Product: zinc finger protein like 1
Exons: 8
Coding region: 173-1111 (312 amino acids)
Cellular component (GO): Golgi apparatus
Source: RefSeq, a predicted model, not a curated record